AUGAAAGAAAUGAUGAAGUUGAAUGAAACCCCUGGGAACCAGGUGACUGAAUUCAUUCUCAUGGGCAUCACCAACAGUCCUGAGCUGCAGGGUCCCCUCUUUGUUGUGUUUUUACUCAACUACAUGACCACAGCUGUGGGAAACCUAGGCCUCAUCAUCCUAACCAGUAUGGAUUCCCACCUCAAAACCCCCAUGUAUUUUUUUUUCAGGCAUCUGGCAUUUGCUGAUCUUGGCUAUUCCACAGCUAUUGGACCAAAAAUGUUGGUUGGUUCUAGAGAAGAGAAAAAUAUCAUUUCUUAUAAUGGAUGUGCAAUGCAGCUAGGUUUUUUUGUAAUAUUUAUUGCCUGUGAACUUUUUAUCCUGUCAGCCAUGGCCUAUGACCGUUGUGUUGCUAUCUGUAAGCCACUGCACUAUAUGCUCAUCAUGUCAGAAAGGGUAUGUUGGAUCUUAGUGACUAUCUCAUACCUCUAUAGUAUCACAAUAUCCCUACUAAUCUCUAUAAAGCUUUUCAAAUUGUCUUUCUGUAAAUCAAAUGUAAUAAGAAAUUUCUACUGUGAUGGUCUUCCCCUAUUGUCCAUUAUAUGCUCAGACACAAGUGAGAUUGAACUAAUCAUUAUCACCUUUUCUAUAUUUGAGUUGUUUUCCUCCCUCUUGAUUAUCCUUGUCUCCUACGUGCUCAUUCUUGUGGCAAUCCUCAGGAUGAAUACACCCAAGGGCAGGCACAAAGCCUUCUCUACCUGUGGCUCUCACCUCACAGGGGUGGUUGUAUUCUAUGGGACACUUCUCUUCAUGUAUCUCCAGCCCCAAUCUAGUCAUUCCUUUGACACAGACAAGAUGGCCUCAGUGUUUUACACUCUGGUCAUCCCCAUGCUCAAUCCUUUGAUCUACAGCUUUAGGAACAAAGAGGUGAAAAGUGCCUUGAGAAGACUCUUCAAAAAAUGA
This is a messenger RNA of Vombatus ursinus (common wombat), 942 nucleotides long. Its product is annotated as olfactory receptor 8K1-like. The coding region runs from base 1 to 942 and encodes 313 amino acids. The record is from RefSeq and is a predicted model, not a curated record. The transcript has a single exon. NCBI's taxonomy places the organism in Eukaryota, Metazoa, Chordata, Mammalia, Diprotodontia, Vombatidae. Gene Ontology annotation, biological process: G protein-coupled receptor signaling pathway; sensory perception of smell. Gene Ontology annotation, molecular function: olfactory receptor activity; odorant binding; G protein-coupled receptor activity. Gene Ontology annotation, cellular component: membrane.